AUGCCUAGCGUAGUCCUUCCACCUAUUGCUCAUUAUGUUCCGGCCUCACCGACCAAGGAACCCUAUUUAUCGAAGGCAGACACCUAUGAAGGGCGUGUUGAGCUUGCAGCCCAACUCCGGGACGCGAUGCACACACAUGGCUUCUUCUACGUGAUCAACCAUGGACUCACUCAAGCUGAGAACGAACGUAUCUUCGACAUCGCCGAUGUACCCUUCUCGGCAGUAUCGGACGAGGAAAAGAAGGCCUACGUCGCCAAGAUCAAGGAAACGGGCUCGUGGCAGGGAUACAAACUCAAGCAAUAUUGGCACAUCAACGCUGGAGUUCAUGAUCAAAUUGAGCAUUACAACAUCAACAACGACGUCACGAGGAGGCAGCACCCGCAAGCGGUGCGACCUUUGAUCCCUGAAAUAGAGGCGUUUGUGAAGUUCAACCACUUCAACAUCUUACAUCCCCUCCUUCGGCUGUUCGCGCUCGGACUGGAGCUCCCCGAAGAAACAUUCGUCAACGUUCACAAAUUCAAACCGGCGAGUGAAACGUUUGACUUCGGGAGUGUCAGCAUCCUGUGGAGUCAGCCCGUCGCUUCCCUACAAAUCAUGUAUCCCGACGGCAGUUGGCGGAACAUCAAGCACAUAGACAACGCCCUGGUGGUCAACGCGGGCGACGCCUUGGAGUUCCUCUCCGGCGGCUUCUACAAGGGCACCAUCCAUCGUCGGGGCUACACCCGUCUCGGCAUCUUCUACUUCGCACUGCCUGACGAUGACACCAAGCUCGUGCCGUUCGCGGAGAGCCCGGUCCUGCAGAGGGUCGGCAUACAGCGGCGCUGGGCGGACGCCGACGCGCCUACCUCGCGGGAGUGGGACGGAGAGAGGACGCGUGCGUACGGACAGUCCGAGCUGAAGGUCAGGGAGAAGGGCGUCGAGGAAGAGAUCAUUAACGGCGUCGUGGUGAAGCACUGGAAUUAG
Molecule: messenger RNA, 963 nt
Organism: Fomitopsis serialis
Lineage: Eukaryota; Fungi; Basidiomycota; Agaricomycetes; Polyporales; Fomitopsidaceae
Product: Clavaminate synthase-like protein
Exons: 9
Coding region: 1-963 (320 amino acids)
Molecular function (GO): dioxygenase activity
Source: RefSeq, a predicted model, not a curated record